AUGGUAUGGAUUGAGGAGAGCGGUAAUGCGCACGAACGGAGAAUCUGAUUCUUCUCUGCCUUUUUGGUAUUCUGUUGGGAAGGUUUUCCUCAGAUGGCAGCGCAGAAUUCAAGAGCAAAUGACGAAAAAGGAACAGAUAUAAUGAAAGAGGAAGAGAAAAGCUCUUUAAUAAAAGCUGCGAGUGUACCGCCCCCCAUGACAGACAGAGUGCUGAGUGACAUGUCAGUCAGUGGAGUGAGGAAGAUGAGCGUCGUCUCCGAAUACGCGCCAGACAAGUCCGACUUGCACGUGGACUCCCAUAAUUCCCAGGGGCAGAGGAAGUGUGGGGGCUCCAGUUACAGUCUGCCCCUGCGCUCGGACAAACGCAACACCAGCUUCUCCUCGGAGGUGCUCUCUCCCUCCCAUCAGUCAGACAUUGGAGACGACUGCGCGGCCAUUCUCCUGACGUGCCUCUACUGCAAGUUCUACGACUUCCUGCUGCUGCUGCCGGACACGUGCGAGAGGGCCGUGAGCCGCUGCUGCCCCUCGUAUCAGCAGUUCUCCUCCGCGCGCGAGCAGGCGCCCGGCAACGACUGCAACUGCGACGUGGAGUUCGACUGCGGCCUGUUCGACGCCUGCCACGACUCCAGCGAGUGUCUGGAGCUGGCCAUGGAGAUCUCCGAGGUCUGCUACCGAUGA
Conger conger (European conger) is the source of this 678-nucleotide messenger RNA. It is a transcript of the gene mdfic2, whose product is annotated as MyoD family inhibitor domain containing 2. NCBI's taxonomy places the organism in Eukaryota, Metazoa, Chordata, Actinopteri, Anguilliformes, Congridae. Bases 94 to 678 code for a protein of 194 amino acids. The transcript is spliced from 4 exons. The record is from RefSeq and is a predicted model, not a curated record.